This is a messenger RNA of Paraphaeosphaeria sporulosa, 1395 nucleotides long. Its product is annotated as MFS general substrate transporter. NCBI's taxonomy places the organism in Eukaryota, Fungi, Ascomycota, Dothideomycetes, Pleosporales, Didymosphaeriaceae. Gene Ontology annotation, molecular function: transmembrane transporter activity. The coding region runs from base 1 to 1395 and encodes 464 amino acids. Gene Ontology annotation, cellular component: membrane. The record is from RefSeq and is a predicted model, not a curated record. The transcript has 3 exons. Gene Ontology annotation, biological process: transmembrane transport.
AUGACCCGCACAAAAUACACAGUCCCCUUAAUCUACAUCACGUCGUUCUUGUUUCUGUUUGGCGAGACAGUGCAGCCCGCGCCCCGCAUCGCCAUCUACGAGGCCAUCGUCUGCCAGCAGUACUACAGCUCCCCAAGCACAGGUGCGGGCCCACACGACUGCAAAGCAGCGCCCGUGCAGGAGGAGCUGGCACUUCUGGGCGGGAUUGAAAGACUGUCGAUUAUCAUUCCGAGUGUGCUUGCGAUUCCGUUCGCGGCGCUGGCGGACCGGUAUGGGCACUCGUUGAUUCUGGCGAUUGCGAUCUUUGGCGUUUUUCUGGAAGAUGGGUGGCCCUUCCUGGUGACGUGGUUUCCGAAUGUCUUUCCUAUUCGGCUGAUAUGGCUGCAUUUCGUGUUUAGCUGUGUGGGGGGCGGGUUCACGACCAUUAUUACGCUACUACAUGUGAUUAUCGUCGAUGUGGUGAGUGCUGAGGACCGAACGAGGAUGUUUUUCCGGAGCAGGGCGGCGGGCGUGGCUGCUAGCAUUGUGGGAUAUGCCACUAGCGGGCUCAUGAUGAGGGUGAAUGACUAUUUGCCGUGGGCGGUGGGACUGGGAAGUCUUGUUCUUGGGACUGUCGCAGCGGCGAUGAUACCGAAUCAGACUGUCGAGGCGGGGAGGAAGCCUGUGGGUUCGAGCGGGAGGGAUGCUGGGUGGAAGGCAAAAAUAAGACGUACGGCUAAAGCGCUGAAAGACGUUGCCACGCUGCUCCUGGGGAACAAGCAGGUUGUGGCGAUGCUGGGACUAGUGUUCCUGUGCCAGCUGGGCUUCGACGCGGGCCCGCUUAUGCUGGCGAUCUACGUGUCGAAACGGUUCGGGUGGAGUUUCUCAGAUGCCAGCUUCCUGAACUCGCUUGAGAUGAGCGUAGAGCUGCUCAUGCUCGUAUUCUUCCUCCCACUUCUUACCGCGACCUUGCCUGUGCGAUUUCAGAACCUCUCGCCCGCCAUGAAAGAUAAGAAUGUUGCGGGAUGGAGUCUGCUGGCGCUUGCGGUGGGACAGCUGUGUUUAGGGUUUGCGCCUGUUGCAGCUGUUGCUAUUCUUGGCGUCGUGAUCAUAGCCAUGGGCGCAGGCCAGGACUCUCUCCUCCGCUCCCUAGCAACCGAGAUGGUGCCCACCCGCGACAUCAGCAUGAUCUACUCGGCCAUCACUAUGCUCCGCGCGAUCGGCGGCUCCGUCAGUGGUCCGAUCUAUGCGUGGCUAUACGCUGUAGGUCUCCGGCAGAGGCAGGAGGUGUGGAUUGGGCUUCCGUAUAUUGUGGCGGGUUUGUUAUUCCUGGUUGCGUUGGGCUUGCUCAUGGGGUUGGAGGUGCCCGAAAGAGAGGGCUAUGAAGCGAUAGAAGAAGACGAGGCGAGGGCUUGA